Messenger RNA from Pyrus x bretschneideri (Chinese white pear), 717 nucleotides. RefSeq names its product calmodulin-like protein 3. The record is from RefSeq and is a predicted model, not a curated record. The transcript has a single exon. Gene Ontology annotation, molecular function: calcium ion binding. The coding region runs from base 35 to 595 and encodes 186 amino acids. NCBI's taxonomy places the organism in Eukaryota, Viridiplantae, Streptophyta, Magnoliopsida, Rosales, Rosaceae.
GCAAACUUCAUUAGGGUUUCUGUGCAGUGGCAUUAUGGGAAUUACAGGAGUUUGCUCUAGGUUACUUGGUGACCUGGUUCAAGCCAUUGGAGGAGUCCCAUCCAGUUCGCCAAGCAAAGGAGCUCACAUUGAUCAAUGUGAUCAGUAUUCCAAUUACAAAUCACAAAGCAUUGCAACCAAAGUUGAUGAGUCCAUGGCAAGGGCACUGAUCACAGUGUUUGGGAUGGAAACAAAUGGAAGAAUAAAGAAGGAAAAAGCGCGGCGUGUCGUGGAAAAUCUUGGACUAAUACGUAAUGAGGAAGACCAGAUGGGUUUCGAUUUGCCUGGGGAUGAUCAUGAAGUGCUAGUGGAGGAGGUCCUUGGUAGAUUGGAGGAUAACGAGUCCGAGCGCAGCGAGCUCCUGCGUGAAGCAUUCAAGAUUUUCGACGAGGAUGGCAACGGGUUCAUAGAGGCUGUGGAGUUGAAAAGGGUUUUGGAGUGCUUGGGGUUGGGUAGUGGGUGGGACAUGGAUCAGGUAGAGAAGAUGGUGAAGGUUGUGGAUUUGAAUUUGGAUGGUAAGGUUGAUUUUGGAGAGUUUGAGUUAAUGAUGGGGUAAUUAAAAUGUAAUUAUCUUUUUGAUUAAGAUCAAGAUGCUUAAUUAUUAUUCUUUUAUUUUCUUCAAACAAAUGUUGUCCUAAUUGUAAAUUCAAUGGAUUCAUAACCUUUUUUCCUCAGCAA